Molecule: messenger RNA, 1871 nt
Organism: Owenia fusiformis
Lineage: Eukaryota; Metazoa; Annelida; Polychaeta; Sabellida; Oweniidae
Source: the annotation of a GenBank genome assembly
AAAUCAUGAAAGUGCGUCAUUUACUGACUUUACUCAUGGCUCAAAAAAUAAAUACAAAGAGACAAUAAAACAUUUUUGACAUUCCACUCAGACAUACAAAAAAUUGGAUGACAUUUUAUGUGACAAAACUUUUUAAUAACAUACUGGUAUAAAGAAUUACAAAUAAGUUAGUCUUCAGCUUUUAACUUUUGGAAAAAUGGCUGAUAAAUCAGAAAACUCUUUUGAUGAUGAACUAGUAUCAGAGAUCAGACAACUGCCUAAUGUAUGGCUAAAGAAGAUAAUUACGGCCAUUUUUGUUUGGGAUUUGGACAAAGAUGGGCAUACGGGGUAUGAUGAUAUAAUGGAUGUAGCAGACAAGGUUAUCAAUAUUGGUAAUUUGAAUGGAAAAUCUGCUGACGAUGUAAUAGAGUGCUUCAGAGAUUUAGCAAGUCACACAAGUGAUAACCCUCCCACAGAAGUUUUCAGAGUAACAUCUUUGUCGGAGCAGCUAGUGGCUGUUUGGAGAACCAAGGAUAACCCUAGCCUAAGGGAGUCGAGGGGAAAAAUAUAUUCUCGCAUGUUUCAGGCUAUUGAUUUCAACGCUAAUGGAUUUCUUACGUUCGACAAGUAUUUGGUGUUUUGGAACGCAUUCAAACUGGACAGGAGAUUUGCAAGGAUGCAGUUUGACUUCAUGGAUACAGACCAAGAUGGGAAAAUAAGCGAUGAAGAGUUUUUGAAAGCUCACGUAGAUUACAUUGAGAACACAAAUGAUGGUACGCUCAAUCGAUUCUUUGGACCACUCAUUAAUUAUUGAGCUAGGCAUGUCUCAAAUAUUUUGGGAACAGAUUGUAACAUUAUACACCUAAUUUAAUUUUCAUUAACUUAAAAACUUUUGUACAAAUAUAUUGCGUUUCAACUGUAAUUUAUGUAAAAUAUCAACAAAAUUGCUCCACUAUCUUUUACUGUCAUAACAAAUACCAUAAGAGAACAUUAAAAAUGGCCAUAUAUGAUACAAUAUUCGCCAUCUACUCUGAAUACCUCAAUCAAUAAAGGUUCAGUAAUACUAGCAACUAUGUCCAAUCGAUUCAGUUUUCACCUUUCCUGGCUUUAAACUACAUAAAAAUACAAACAGUUUAGUUUCAUAAUUUAAUUCAUCAUUUUAUAUUCUAAUGCGUAUAUUAUUUGGCAAAGCAAUAUUUUCUUUUGUAAUGCAUGCAUGUUCAGUUCAUUUGCUCAUUACAUUGUGAGAAUGGUUAACUGACUACAUGUACAUGUUAUCAUCCUCCAAAUGCAUCAAUCUCACUAUGUUUAUCUCUGCGUAUGAAAACUCCAGUUGCACUAUUUUCAUUGCGCAUGUAUAUUGACCAUAACUGCAGUGGCCAGAUCCUUCCACUGAUAUUCCUUAUAAAUUCUCAUGACUCCAUAUAUUUCAUGAAAGUUAUGAUUUUAUACAACAAAUGUAUUAACUCAAGAUUAAUUAUUUUAAAAAUAAAUGUUCAUCUCCAAUGUUGAAAAUAAAUUAUGGCACAUUGUUAUCAAAAUCAAACAUUUAUAUGUGAUAAAAAAGAGAAUUUUAACAAGAUAUUGUAACAAUCCAUUAAAUUUACAACUUAAAUAAGGUGUAAUAUGUGCACUGUUCAUUCCAAAAUACAGAAACAUACUACAUCUAGUAUGUAAUUUGUGCAAAAAAACAUUGGAAUUAUAUAAUUUGUAUAUGUUCACAUUCACAGUGAAAUAUAACUUUUCCUACAAUAAUUCAGUACAAUUAAAUUAUGACUGUACGGUAAAGCAGUGUAAGUAGAACACCUUUAGUUGAGCUAGUGUUCCACUCAGUUUUCUCCCCAGGAAUUUUUCUCAAGUGGGUUCAACAUUUUUGAUUCACAAUUUAGACC